Penicillium cataractarum is the source of this 1851-nucleotide messenger RNA. RefSeq names its product putative C6 transcription factor (AmyR). The coding region runs from base 1 to 1851 and encodes 616 amino acids. Gene Ontology annotation, molecular function: DNA binding; DNA-binding transcription factor activity, RNA polymerase II-specific; zinc ion binding. Gene Ontology annotation, biological process: regulation of DNA-templated transcription; DNA-templated transcription. The transcript has 3 exons. The record is from RefSeq and is a predicted model, not a curated record. Lineage: Eukaryota; Fungi; Ascomycota; Eurotiomycetes; Eurotiales; Aspergillaceae.
AUGGAUUUGGCUCCGUCAUCCAAACCAUCUUUCAAGCAGGCAUGUGAUAAUUGUCGCCGACGCAAGAUUAAAUGCUCUCGCGAGCUACCGUGUGACAAAUGUCAACGUCUGCUACUAUCAUGCUCCUAUAGCGAUGUUCUGCGUCGUAAAGGGCCGAAGUUUCGGACUCUCUAUCCCCUGGCCCCGAUACAUCCGUUAUCGGCCCGAAGCGAUGCCACUCAGGAGCAAUUCUAUGCCGACCAGGACGGUUACGCCGACGCAACGUACAGAUUGAGCUCUCCGGCCUCCCCGGCAUUUGCAGUGGCAGAUGUACAAUAUGUACCGCAUGAUUUAUCGGAUACCCUCUCCCAACUACCACCGCCAGAGCUAGUCUCUUCACCGGACUCGACGGAUUCGACCGUCGAGUCAAUUCGUGGCCAGAGCCAAUUUAUGCCAAAUUCGCGCCGUCUCUCGCCACAGAUUUUGUUGGCGCAUGUCAAUGUCUAUUUGAAAUACUUAUUCCCGAUCAUGCCGGUCGUGCGGGGUGAGCAGCUUCGUCUGGAUAGUCAACAGCCAGAGCAUCUCUCGCCUUCCAGAUAUGCAUUCCUAGCUUCUCUUUGUGCAGCGACUCAUAUUCAGCUGAAACUGGAUGGUGACACUCCGGUACCGGAUCCCGCUCGUCUGCAGAGCUUGGGUGAUGGUCACUCGUUAGUGUCAGGAGAGAAGCUUUUAGCGGAAGCCGUGCGGGCACGUCGAGAAUGUGACAUUGUAGAAGAUCUGAGUAUCGAAACCCUACUGACUUCAUUCUUCUUGUUCGCAUCGUAUGGCAAUCUUGACAAACAAAGUCAUGCCUGGUACUACCUGUGCGAAGCGACCUCGAUGACAUUUACCCUGGGUCUGCAUCGGGAAUCUACCUAUGCGGAUCUCAGUGUAGAAGAUGCGGAGGAAAGGAGACGUAUAUUCUGGCUGCUCUUUAUUACAGAGAGAGGAUAUGCUCUCCAACAGGCCAAACCAGUCAUGCUCCGAAGCUCGAUCCACAAACCCCAAGUCCUCUGUUCCGAAGACCCUAUUCUCGCAUACGGCUUUAUCAAUUUAAUCGGUAUUUUCGAGAAACUCACCUCAAAUCUCUAUGACUGGGUCUCCGCAGGCGGCGGAGAAGGGCUCUUGGAGAGACCUCCCACAUCAGCUAUUCAAUCCAGCCUGUGCAAACCCAUUUCGCUCGAUGGGGUGAUGGAAAUUCAACAAGUCGACAUUCUCAUUACACAACAAUGGCUCCAGGCGAUGAUGUGGAAAUUGUCCAUGAACCACGCCACUCAACCCGGUGCCCGCGAUGAGGGCGUGCUACCUUUUCAUUUGCCAGUUCUAGUUGGCAAGGCCGUGAUGAGCGUGAUUGGCUCUGCCUCUCAAGGAGCGGUGGAUGCCCAUGGAAUUGGAAUGGAGCAAAAACUGUUCGACAUGGGCACAUCGGUCGCCGAUGUUACGCGGUCCUUGGGCACCAAAGCAGUGCAUCGACUUGCAGAAUCCACGGUCGACCCUCGCGAACUCCUCUGGGGUAUUUUGCACACCCUAUCACAGAUCCGAGGCUCACCAUCGUACCUCUUUCCCGCCCUUUUAGAACGGUGCAAGUCCGUGCUGGGACUCGACUGCACCUUGACCGUUGGUAACUUCCUACCAGCGCUUGGUGACCAUGCACAUGAUCAAGGGCAAGGGCACAACUGGACUGGUGAGCAGGGAUGGGAUUUAUUCGCAGCAUGUCGAGAUCUGGAUGUAAUCCGCGAAGUAGAUGGUGACCAGACUGAGCAGGUUCCUCCUCAUCUCUCCGGCGUCGGACCCGGGGGUGAACUCGGAUUCCAGGAUUGUCUUUUGUCUUGA